AUUGUAAUAUGUAUCUUCCUGCUCAUUGCCAUUUGUUCUUUCGUUCUCUUCGAGACUUGGUCAUCGGUAUCUUCUCUCUUGUCUUCUUCCUCUUUUGCCAUUGUUCCAUUCAGUUAAAGCUCCCACAGAAAUUGGAAUAUUAAUUACUCUGCACAGCAUACAUCCCACAAAAUAAAAAAUCAGCCAACUCAAUUGCUGAAACAAUGUCAAUGGAGGAGCUAAAAGAAGAUGAUCAAAUGCUUGCCAAACUUAAAGAAGCUUGUUCUGAUCUCAAGAACCUUCUUCAAAUCUCAUUCAAUGUUGAAACAAGCUUAGCAGAAAUGGAAGAUAAAUUUGAUGGUAUGCAAGAAAAUCUAUCCAUUGCUUCUAGAAGAAUAGCUCCCUUACAAUCUCUUUCAAUUGCUAACAAAGCCCUUGAUACAAGAAUCAACAGAGCAAUUUCUCCAGCUCUUGCACUUCUUGAAAGUUUCAAACUUUCUGAAUCCCUCCAGCGUAGACUUCUUGAUCUUGCUACCAAAUUAUCUAACGAGAAAUCGUCGAAUAAAAGGCUCAAGAAACUGAUCAAGUAUGUAGACACAGUGGACAAUUUGAAUGAGGCUAUUAAUUCAAUAAGCAAAGAGUGUGAACCAGCUAUUCAGAAAUUGCAAGAAGUGGUGGAGUUUUUAAGUAGGACUAAGGCUACUGAUCAGUUCAGGACGCGUCGAUUGAGAGAGACUUUGAUUACCCUUAAAUCCCUUUGUGAAACUGAAGUUGAUGCUAUGAGAUUUGAUGGGCUGUUUGAUGAUGCUUUGUUGAAUUUGCAAGAUGAAUAUGAGAGUUUGUUGAAUAAGAUGAGGCAUAGGAAUUUUAUGGAGGGAAAAGUUGAUAGUGAUGAUCAAGAUGAUGUUGCUACUGAAAUGGUGCCUACAGAUUUGGGAAGUGAAUUAGAGGUUGAAGUGCUUACUAAAAUCUCUGAGACCCUGGCUGCAAAUCAUUGUCUUGACAUAUGUAUUGAUAUCUUUGUGAAGGUAAGGUAUAGAAGAGCAGCCAAAGCAUUGAUGAGACUGAACCCCGAGUACCUAAAAACAUAUAGUCCAGAAGAAAUCGAUGAGAUGGAAUGGGAGAGCCUAGAGACAGCAAUAUCCCUCUGGAUCCAACACUUUGAACUUGCUAUCAAGAAUGUAUUUGUAUCAGAAAAGAAACUCUGCUGCCAAGUUUUAGGCACAAUAAUGGAUGGAGUAAUAUGGCCAGAGUGUUUUGUCAAGAUCGCCGACAAGAUAAUGGCUGUCUUCUUUCGAUUCGGGGAAGGGGUUGCACGAAGCAAGAAAGAACCCCAAAAGCUUUUCAAGCUCUUAGAUAUGUUUGAAUCAUUGGAAAGGCUAAAACCUGAGUUCUCAAACAUUUUCGCCGGUGAAGCUGGUGCUGAUAUCUGUUCGCGAUACAGAGAACUGGAGAAACUGCUUGUACAUUCCUCAACCAAAGUCUUCUUUGAUCUCGGCCUUCAAAUUGAGGCCAAUCAAGAUGUUCUUCCCCCUCAAGAUGGUUCAGUUCCAAAACUUGUUCGUUACGCUAUUAACUAUCUUAAAUACCUUCUAAUGGAUGCCUAUAGCGCGACAAUGGUCAGAGUCCUCAGGACUGAACAAAUAUGGAAAGCUGGAACACUUUCAACACCCGAAACGGAUGAAAACUUGCUGAAAGAUGCCAUGUUCAACAUCAUGGACGCUAUCCGGAGGAAUAUUGAAUCCAAAAAACUGAGGUAUAAAGACAAAGUAUUGCCUCACGUGUUUGUCAUGAAUACUUAUUGGUACAUUUACAUGAGGACUAGAAGUACAGAACUCGGGAAGCUCAUGGGAGAUCAGUAUAUUAAGAAGACAUACAAAAUUGUGGCUGAAGAAUCAGCUUAUUCAUAUCAAAAACAAGCUUGGGGAUCUCUAGUAAGGCUGCUGGACAAAGAGGAUAUUAAAAGAGUUGACAAAGACGGACUUACAGCUAUGGUACGAGGGAAAAUGGAGGCGUUUACUAAAGCAUUCGAUGACAUUACUCAAAGGCAUAAAAACUUUUAUUACAUACCUGAUUCAGACUUGAGAGAGCAAAUGAGAGAGGCUACUGUAAAGCUUGUUGUGCCUGCAUAUACCGAAUUCUUGAACAAUUUCGCGUCUUCUUUACAUGACAAAUCCUAUCCUUCGCCCGAGUAUAUAGAACAUUCAUUAAAUCAUAUGUUUGAGGUUGCUGAUCACAAGACUUCUGGAAAAUCGUCGUUGAGAUUGCGACAAAUGAAAGAUCCUUCGGAUGGUAGUAAUUCAUUAUCAGGCGAACAAUCUCGUAGGAGCAAAGACUUUAGAAGGUCCAAGUCAAGUGUCAUUGAUGCCUGAUAAAUUUUUCAAGUAAUGUGAUGUGAAGGACAACCAUUUGUUAGAAGAAAUGUGAUUGAAAUCUUUUUCUGGUAAUAUUUGUGUUAAGCUAUUGUCA
This is a messenger RNA of Nicotiana tabacum (common tobacco), 2448 nucleotides long. Its product is annotated as exocyst complex component EXO70I-like. Gene Ontology annotation, cellular component: exocyst. Gene Ontology annotation, biological process: exocytosis. The record is from RefSeq and is a predicted model, not a curated record. NCBI's taxonomy places the organism in Eukaryota, Viridiplantae, Streptophyta, Magnoliopsida, Solanales, Solanaceae. Gene Ontology annotation, molecular function: phosphatidylinositol-4,5-bisphosphate binding.